This is a messenger RNA of Rhea pennata, 3248 nucleotides long. RefSeq names its product galactosidase beta 1 (gene GLB1). Lineage: Eukaryota; Metazoa; Chordata; Aves; Rheiformes; Rheidae. Bases 64 to 2022 code for a protein of 652 amino acids. The transcript has 16 exons. The record is from RefSeq and is a predicted model, not a curated record. Gene Ontology annotation, molecular function: beta-galactosidase activity. Gene Ontology annotation, biological process: carbohydrate metabolic process. Gene Ontology annotation, cellular component: vacuole.
GGGACGGCGGGCCGAGGAGCGCCUUGUCCGCCGCUGCUUCCUCCCGCCCCGCUGCCGCCCGUCAUGCUGCGGCUCCUGCUCCCGCUGGCCGGCUUGGCGGCGCUCCUUCGGGCCGCGAAUAUACCCCAGAGAAGUUUUGGGAUUGAUUAUGAUUGCAACUGCUUUGUCAAGGAUGGGAGACCUUUCCGUUACAUCUCGGGUAGCAUUCACUACUCACGGAUUCCCCGGUAUUACUGGAAAGACCGCCUGUUGAAGAUAAAGAUGGCAGGGCUUGACGCUAUUCAAACGUACGUGCCAUGGAACUAUCAUGAACCCCAACGGGGCGUAUAUGAUUUCUCUGGUGACAGAGAUCUAGAGUAUUUCCUGCAGCUUGCUAAUGAAACUGGCUUGCUGGUGAUUCUGAGAGCUGGACCUUACAUCUGUGCAGAAUGGGACAUGGGAGGCUUGCCUGCAUGGCUGCUGGAGAAGGAAUCUAUUGUUCUCAGGUCUUCUGAUUCAGAUUACCUGGCAGCUGUUGAGAAAUGGAUGAGUGUCCUUUUGCCGAAGAUGAAGCCUCACCUCUAUCAAAAUGGAGGUCCAAUCAUCAUGGUGCAGGUAGAGAAUGAGUAUGGAAGCUACUUUGCUUGCGACUAUGACUAUCUACGUUCCCUUCAGAAGAUCUUCCGCCAGCAUCUUGGGGAUGAGGUUGUGCUAUUCACAACUGAUGGUGCAAGCAAGCUGUACUUGAGAUGUGGAGCUCUUCAGGGUUUUUAUGCAACAGUAGACUUUGCUCCAGGUGGCAAUGUCACAGCAGCAUUCUUAGUUCAAAGAGGCAGUGAACCUGCAGGUCCUUUGGUUAAUUCUGAGUUUUAUACUGGAUGGUUGGAUCACUGGGGACACCAUCAUUCUGUUGUGCCCACACAAACCAUAGCUAAAACCCUUAAUGAAAUCCUGGCACAUGGUGCUAACGUUAACCUAUACAUGUUUAUAGGUGGGACUAAUUUUGCCUAUUGGAAUGGUGCUAAUAUGCCCUAUAUGCCACAGCCCACCAGUUAUGACUAUGAUGCUCCACUGAGUGAAGCAGGGGAUCUCACAGAAAAAUAUUUUGCCUUGCGGGAAGUCAUUGGUAUGUAUAACCAGUUACCAGAAGGCAUUAUCCCUCCAACAACACCCAAAUUUGCUUAUGGGAAGAUUCGCUUGCAAAAGGUGGGUACUGUGUUGGAGGUUCUUGACAAACUGUCACCUGCUGGACCAGUAAAAAGCACUUACCCUGUAACCUUUGUUCAGGUAAAGCAGUAUUUUGGGUUUGUAUUGUACAGAACUACACUUCCAAAAAACUGUACAGAGCCAACACAACUCUCUUCACCUUUAAAUGGAGUUCAUGAUCGUGCCUAUGUCUCUGUGGAUGGGGUUCCUCAGGGUGUCCUUGAAAGGGAUGGAUCACUUGUGAUAAAUAUAACUGGGAAGGCUGGAGCAAAUCUGGACAUCUUGGUAGAGAAUAUGGGCCGAGUCAACUUCGGUCGAUACAAUAAUGACUUUAAGGGUCUAGUUUCAAAUUUAACUCUUGGUCAAGAUAUACUUGUAGAAUGGGAAAUCUAUCCUCUAGAUGUAGAUGGAGCAGUGAACCGUGACAUUAAUGAUCACCCUGAGCAACCACAGAGAUCUGUGGGUAAUCCAUCAAGUUAUGAAGCACCCACGUUUUACACUGGUAGACUUUCAGUUCCUGGUGAGAUUCCAGAUUUGCCUCAAGACACCUACGUCAAGUUUCCUGGCUGGACAAAGGGACAAAUUUGGAUCAAUGGCUUUAAUCUUGGUCGCUACUGGCCAGCCCGUGGGCCUCAGUUAACGCUUUUUGUUCCAAGCAAUAUCCUGGUUUCCUCGGUGCCAAACAAUAUAACAGUGUUGGAGCUGGAGAAUUCUCCUUGUAGCACCCGGAUGUGCGAGAUAGAAUUUGUAGACAGACCUGAUAUCAAUGCAACCACGCAGUAUGCAAGUGAUGCCCCUCUGCUCUUUGUGAGAGACACAUGGCUGAACCAUCUAUAAUGAUUUUAAUAUUUCCUUUUAAUAUUUUCUUAUCUUCUUCAACUUUGCUUCCCUUUUCCUCAAACUAUACUUCCCUUUCUUUCUUUUUUUUUUUUUUUUUGAAAGAGUCGGUGUUAAUUGGUAAGUUGUUUAGCUGAGGCAAGUUUUUAAAUUCAUAACAGUUCCAUUUUUGAUAUUUUUAAACUAGCAAGAGUUAAAUACAAAAAUUAUCUUAAAAAAAAAUGUAGCAUUAAAGUUGACCUUGGAAUGUGAAACUGAACCCAGCUGAAAGAUAGUAUUGGUGUCAAGGUCUGGUAAAAACAUAGCCCUGGAGACUGUGUUACAAGGACCCUCUCACACUUUUUAUUUACCCUUUUUUACAACUGGAGAAAAGUGUAUGAAGAUGUGCACAGUCCUGGUUGCUGUUUGCUGAUGUGUGCAGCAGAGGAGCUGCUACUUCAGAGUUGCCUAUAGACUGUUGAUGUUUUCAGCCAACUUCUAAUACCUGGUUAGCUUCAGUACUGUUUCAGUCUGCACUGACUUGCUGCCAGUAUUGAGUGGAUCUUGUCCCCUUUUCACUGUAACCAUUGAAAAUUUGAGUUAGUUUCUUAUGAAGACAGGAAUGGAGGGAAAGAGCACUCAAAUGCAAGCUAGUCUAAACAGCAGCAAUGUGGAUAUUGGACCUUGUGAUCCCAAUUCUGCAGCUGUUCUUGAUAUGAUGCUGGGUGAUGCUCACAUUUCUGAGCCAUUUUACAGCUUCCCUUCUGUUAUUUCUGAAGACUUAAGAAUCAAUUAAUAAGUGCAAGGACAUAGGUGAAAUGUGGACUCUCUUGGUUGGACCAUAGACUCCGAUUAACUUGCCUACUGAAUAAAGUCUUAAAAUGAACCACUUUUAAAUUGUCCUUCUAACUGAUUUUUCAUUUGUUUGCUUUAAUAGUGGACUGAACACCAGUUUUUCACAGGCCAGAGCUUUGGAGGCUGAAAGUUUUAAGUCAAAGCAUUUAAUUCUUUAUUAGUUACUAGUUGACAUUUUAUGUUUUGUUCUAGUAAAUUAAUGAUCUUUGUAAGCACCUGAUAUUUGCAAAGAUGCAGAAUCACUGCUGAGAAAGCUGGCUUUCUGUAUCAGUCUGAAUCUUUUUUUUUUGUUUUGAUUCUCAUGGUUGUAGAGUCAGUCAUGCAAACUUGUUGGUGAGAUUUAAAGGAAAAAAAUUGAGAUGAUGAAAUUAAAUGUUUUCAUAAUUUGUCAA